Messenger RNA from Diorhabda carinulata, 1878 nucleotides. It is a transcript of the gene Ent3, whose product is annotated as equilibrative nucleoside transporter 4. The record is from RefSeq and is a predicted model, not a curated record. Gene Ontology annotation, molecular function: monoamine transmembrane transporter activity; nucleoside transmembrane transporter activity. The transcript has 9 exons. NCBI's taxonomy places the organism in Eukaryota, Metazoa, Arthropoda, Insecta, Coleoptera, Chrysomelidae. Bases 143 to 1798 code for a protein of 551 amino acids. Gene Ontology annotation, biological process: nucleoside transmembrane transport. Gene Ontology annotation, cellular component: plasma membrane.
ACAUUAGUUUCCAUGCGCGAUUUUCCGAUCGUUUAACGUUAUGGUCCAGGGCUUAUCUUUACGUUAAACAAAAUAAAAAAAAGUAUUGAAAACGAAUCGUGAUUAAAUGUAGUUAACUCAGUGCCUGAUUUUUUAUUUAAAUAUGGCCGAGGAGAACCUCGACGGUCCGGAAUACGAAAAAUUAGGAAAAAAUAGACGACAUGAAGGAUUUUCCCGAGCAGAAGUGCUUAAUGAAUUAUCACCCCCCGUAGACAAGUAUAAUUUAGUUUAUUUGUCUUUUAUGAGCGGCGGCAUUGGGUUUCUACUUCCAUAUAAUAGCUUUAUUAUGUCAGUAGACUACUUCAAAUCCAAAUAUCCAGAUAGUCCAGUUGUUUUUGACAUGUCUUCGGUUUAUAUAAUCACAGCUUUGAUAACUGUAUUUGGAAAUAACAUGUUGGUUGAGAUGUUCUCUUUGCACUCAAGGAUAUUUUUUGGUUAUGUUGUAUCUAUAAUAACACUUUUGUUAGUAAUGAGUUGUGAAGUAUAUUACGAGGUUUUCGAAACUAGAGGAUCUUAUACUGCGAAUUUAAUAGCAGUCGCUGUAGUCGCCAUUGGCUGCACAGUGCAACAAUCUAGUUUCUAUGGAUACGCCAGUAUGUUACCGCCACAGUAUACACACGCUGUAAUGGUUGGGGAAAGUGUGGCUGGUGUUGGUACUUCUUUGGUUCGAAUAACGACGAGGUUUUUUAUAAAAGAUCUUCGUCAGAGUACAAUCGAUUUUUUAUUGGUAUCGAUAACUACAGUGGGACUCUGCGCUUUGAUCUACCCUCGUAUCAGAAAGACUGACUUUGUACAAUUUUAUUUAGGACUUUGCGAAAGGGAAAAAACAAAAAUUACUCUCGAGCCCAAAGAGGAUGCUGGCUUAAUAGAAGUACAAGAUACGCGUUACGGUAUACUUAAAAUUCAAACCAGUCCGCCGCCAGCUUCUUCGAAUGUGAUGAGCUUUUCGAAUCCCGUCUACGAACCUUCAGACACGGCUGUUAGACCAACUUACAAAGUCGAAGAUGUCCUCAUAGCUAGCGGAGGAUUAACCGUCACAAAUACUGACAGAUUUGGUUGGUCUUCAUUUAAAGAAGGUAUGCGAGCUCGGUGGACGGUUAUACAGAAGAUAUACCCUUACAUGGUAUCGAUAUUUUUAGUAUAUUUCACAACACUCUGCCUUUAUCCAGGUAUAACUUCCGAAGUCGUCAGUUGUCACAUGGGACAAUGGAUGCCCAUGUUGAUGAUGAUAGAUUUCAACUGCGCAGACGUGAUAGGUAAACUAAUGGCAUCUACUAGAUAUUGGACGGGACCACGUCUACUGAAAUGCUCCAUUGCAAGACUGACGAUCAUACCAGCAAUGGCGUUAUGCGCAGUACCACCAUUGACAAAUUUUGGUUUCCUCAGCAGCGAUCUGUUAGCAUUCGGCUACUCUAUUAUCCUAGGAUUAUCCAAUGGAAUACUAGGAAGCGUUCCCAUGAUCCAAGGACCCACAAAAGUGCCUCGGUGCUAUCGAGAAUUAGCUGGUAAUAUGAUGACGUUAUACUACAUGUGGGGACUAGCGACCGGUUCUGUAGGAGCCUACGCUCUCGAAAAAAUAUUGAGACCCAUGAAAGUGCAUCGGUAUUGUGACAACAGACCUGACAAAUAUAUCCGCAUCGAUUUAUCGAAAAGUACGAACUUGACGGAUUUAACGACGUUGACUACUGCUUCGACGUCUACUAUAGUCGCGACGAUAUUGUCCAAUCUAUCCACUAUGAAUACUACCGAAAUUAUAUAAACGCCUUUUUCUUGUUUUACGUUGUUUAUAUAAUUAGUUUAUUCCUAUUUUGUUGAAUGUGUAAUAAAUGUUUUGCGUUU